Triticum dicoccoides is the source of this 2920-nucleotide messenger RNA. RefSeq names its product protein MAIN-LIKE 1-like. Bases 788 to 2638 code for a protein of 616 amino acids. Gene Ontology annotation, biological process: meristem development; meristem maintenance. The transcript is spliced from 7 exons. The record is from RefSeq and is a predicted model, not a curated record. Lineage: Eukaryota; Viridiplantae; Streptophyta; Magnoliopsida; Poales; Poaceae.
GCCUGCUCGUGUCCUCUCUGCUCAACCUAUGACGCUCUUUCUCUGUCGUUCUCGUUCCUGUUCCGUCGCCCAGCCAUCCCCCUCCCUCUCUCUUUCUCAUCUGUGCGUAGUUCCCGCGGUGGUGGUCGUCGGCGACCACGCUCCCCUUCAGCCGUGGCCAGGAGACCGGGUGCAGCCCCACCCUCCCUCGGCUCCUGCGACCGAAGCGCCGGCCCGAGCGCUCGUCCUCUUCCACUCUGACUGCCAAAUCACCCGGAUCCCGCGUCCUCUUCCACUCCGGCGACCGGAUCCCCUCGAGUUUGCGGAACACCGGAUCUGUCCAGGGCGAGGUCCUUGUCCACGGAUCCGGCCGGGAGAAAUCAUUUUCUUCAUUGUUUUCGUCGAUUUGUCUUAGGUUCAGUUCAACUAAGAAUGCAAGGUGACAAAAUGCGACAAAUGGUUGAAAAAAUGUGCAGUUCUGCCCCCAGAGAAAAAGAUGCCAUCCAACAAUAUGCAUAGUUGGGUUCCUUGGAAACAUCACCCUUGAACUUUCUGACAGCUUGGAACAGAUGCUUCCACACAUAACCUCCCUAGUUCGAUUCUUUCAUUUUGCCUAUGUUGUUUUAGUGCUUCCAAGAAUAUGUGUACUGUAGUCAUGCCUGGCAGUGGGAGCAAGCACGUGGCCCAUCACAAAAAUUGCAAAAAUGCAAUAUGCAUCUGGUGCCUUCAGAUUGUGUGUUUCUUUAUCACUGAGACAAAUAAGCAUCUUGAUCGAUCUUGAUAUAACUAGUUUCCUCAUCAGGAUAAGAUGAAUCCCACAGCUCAUGAUCAGACAACACAGCAACAAAAACCAAAUGGCCGAAGAGCAGUUGGUAGCUCGCAAACCUGGACACGGUAUGGUGUUCUGCUACCAAGCCAGCAGACACGGAAGCUAAAAGAAUGGAUUCUAACUGAUGAACAACAACAAGUAGUCAAUGCUAGUGGUCUUGGACAUCUUGCUCUUACGACAGGAUUUACCAUUGACCGUUCCUUGCUUACAGCCUUCUGUGAGAGAUGGAACAACGAAACAAAUACUGCACAUUUCAUGGGAUUUGAAAUGGCACCGUCUCUCCGUGACGUAUCAUAUAUUCUAGGAAUCCCAGUGACUGGUCAUGUGGUGACGGCAGAACCCAUCGGUGAUGAAGCUGUGAAUCGCAUGUGCUUGCAUUACUUAGGAGAGAGCCCUGGAAGCGGAGAGCAACUAUGUGGAUUGAUCAGAUUAACCUGGUUGUACAGGAAAUUCCAUCAACUGCCAGAAAACCCCACCAUCAAUGACAUUGCAUUCAGCACCCGAGCGUACCUUCUAUAUUUGGUUGGCUCCACCUUAUUUCCCGACACAAUGAGGGGAUUUGUAUCCCCAAGAUACCUACCACUUUUGGGGGAUUUCAGGAAGAUACAUGAGUAUGCUUGGGGGGCUGCAGCCCUUGCUCAUUUGUACAGAGGAUUGUCUGUUGCAGUAACACCAAAUGCUACUACCCAGUUUCUCGGGAGUGCAACUUUGCUCAUGGCUUGGAUUUACGAGUAUAUUCCUUUGACUCAACCCCAACAAAAGAAUCAGAACACGUUGCUGCCCCGGGCAUGCCGAUGGAACUUUGGAGGAACAACACGUGGGCAGAGAAAGAAAGUUAUGGAAUGGAGAAAGGAUUUCGAGCAGCUUCAGUUGUCCGAUGUCAACUGGAAUCCUUACAAGGACAUAAAUCCAGCGAUUGUUCCAGGAUAUUGCAUCGCAGCAGAUAACAUUUGCCACUCUCGGACAUGGCUAAUCAGCUUUAACAUAAAAGAGGUGUAUGUACCUGACCGGUUCAAUAGGCAGUUUGGGAGGGAGCAAGGUCGCCUCUAUCAGGUGCCAAUGUGGGCAAGAAGAACUUGGAGUAAAGGGAAAGACUGGAGGGUUGAGUAUGCUCGUGAGAUUGAUGACUUCCAUCAAUUGGUUGGUUGUCGUUUUAUCCCUUCUACGGGAGCUAAUAUAAACUCCCUCCCGAGUGAGUCUAUAGCUGGACAGAGCAGUACCAGAUGCAGCCGGAAUGCAUCUCAAAACUUCUCUAUGAUGGUGGAAGAUUUAAAGAAUGAUCUCCCGGUAAUUGAUCGUUAUCUGGAGGGACAGGUACUCCCCGUGGAGGUUGCAAGCUUCCUAGAGAGGGUGAGCAUGAUGAUCAAAACUUAUUCCCCACCGCAGAGCAAUGAAAUGAAAGAUGAAGCAGCUCAGAGCAAGAAUGUGAGAGCAAAGAAUCCAAGAAAGAGGGCGAGGAAACCUUUGGUCUCUGAAGAUCCUUCAAGCCCUCAGGACUGCGGGGUAGACCGGUAUGCAGGUGCGCUGGUGCCUUAUCAGGCUAGCAAGUGUGACAGGGUGUUGGAUGGCACCGUGCCUCUGCUAAACAGAGGGGAAGCGUUGAAGGAAAAUGAGGUGAUGGAUCCCUGGCAAAUGUCGCAUUUGACAGCAGAGUCGUCUUCGUCUGGAGACUCGAGCUUGCCGGAAUCAAGGAGGCGGAGGUGUGAGGAAUCCGGAGCCCCGAGGAGCAACCAGGGCGUCCGAAGGAGUGGAAGGAUGUGCGUGCAGCUCAAAAUGUUGAAGCACAGGGACGGGGUUGGGGCCGAGGAGACCAACCCGAUCUUCCUCUGAUAAGGGACUGACGCUGCCCGUCGUUUGGUCUUGGGCAUUGUACAAAGUAGUGGACCUGUCGUCGCGCUGCCGCAGACAGUUUACUGUUUUUUAUGUAGCGUUUGUAUGCCUUUGGUCGUGGUGACUGGUGAGUGAAAACCUGGCCUUUGGCAUGCGUACAUGAGUCGUGUAGGCUGGUGGGGCAAGGUAGAUGCCGCGCAACCUUUGUGGCGUAUGCACUGCUAUCCUUCCUCUCCAGUUAAUCUGCGGCACUUGCGUUUUGGUGAUGCUGUGCUUUGUAGA